CACGUGACUUCGCGGCUGGCUUCUGGCCGACUUUUCGUGGCAUCCGAGCGAAGGCAGACGCUCUCUGCGAUUUGUCAAAUCCACAAUGGCAAGAUGAGCACAAAAGCUUUUUGGAGACAUUAGCGGGGACCCUUAAGCACCGCAUCGACGGUCGACAGAGUGGACGACUCCUUUUACUGAGAUAAGCGACACCCAUGCUGAACUCGCUGACGGAAAGUUUUUAGAACCCGAGAGGUUGGGAGACACACUGCCAACAUGAUGUCCUCCAGCGAUGACGUUCGAGGGGAAGGGCCUUUGUUCUCUGAUCAAAACCCAUCCGAAUUGGAUGCUCUGUGUCCUUCCCCUCCAGGACCCUCAAGAACACAGCGUCACUACGAGAGGAUCGGCACGCAAACGGGAACCUCUUUCUGUCAGACUCUGAUCCACCUGCUGAAGGGCAACAUUGGCACCGGGCUGUUGGGUCUGCCCUUGGCGGUCAAGAAUGCAGGCCUGGUGUUGGGUCCACUCAGCCUGCUGUGCAUAGGCCUCAUUGCGGUGCACUGUAUGAGGGUGCUGGUCGACUGUUCCCACCACCUCAGUGCCAAGAUGAACAGGCAGUCUCUGACCUAUGGCGAGGCGGUCCAGUAUGGCAUGGAGAAUGUGUCGUGGCUCAGGAGACACUCGCACUGGGGAAAACGGAUAGUCAACUUGUUUCUUAUCAUAACCCAGCUUGGCUUCUGCUGCGUUUACUUUGUCUUCCUAAGUGACAAUGUCAAGCAGGUGGUGGAAGCGGCCAACGCCACAACCUUCAACUGCCAGGUGGACGGCGGCAACCAGACGCAGGUGCUGGUGCCCAGCUUUGACUCACGCCUCUACAUGCUUUGCUUCCUGCCUGCCUUCAUCCUGCUGGUCUUUACGCCCAACCUUAAGUACCUGGCGCCACUCUCGCUCAUCGCCAACUUGGUCAUGGCCGCCAGCCUGGUCCUCAUCUACUUUUACUCCAUCACGCACAUAAAAUUCCCCAUCGACCUUCCGAUGGUGGGCCGAGCCAAAAACUAUCCGCUCUUCUUCGGUACGGCCAUCUUCGCCUUUGAAGGGAUCGGAGUGGUCCUCCCACUUGAGAACAAGAUGCACAGGCCACAGAGUUUCUCCCUGGUCCUCUACCUGGGAAUGGGCAUCGUCACCUUCCUCUACAUCAGCCUGGGCACCAUCGGGUAUAUGUGCUUUGGCGCUGACAUCGGCGGCAGCAUCACCCUCAACCUGCCUAACUGCUGGACCUACCAGGCUGUCAAGCUGCUCUACUGCUUCGGCAUCUUUAUCACCUUCGCUCUGCAGUUUUACGUCCCUGCUGAGAUUCUUAUCCCAUCGGUCGUAGCCCGCGUGCCAGAGCAAUGGGAGAUGGCCGUCGACCUGCUGCUCCGCGCCAUCCUUGUCGUCUUCACAUGCGCCCUCGCCAUCUUGAUCCCGGAGCUGGACCUGGUCAUCUCGCUGGUGGGCUCAGUCAGCAGCAGCUUUCUGGCGCUUAUCUUCCCACCCAUCCUGCAAAUGCUCACCUUCCACAGCGAGGGUUUGGCGCCAGCGUCAGUCGCCAAAAACCUGGUCAUCAGCCUUGUUGGCUUGGUGGGCUUCCUGGCGGGCACGUACGUGGCCAUCGAGCAGAUCGUUGCCCGCAAUGCGCUCAAACAUGAGCUCCAGUAGCCACGGCGUUGAGACUUUUUAUUUUGGACGAGGUGUUUUUAUUCAUUAUCGCUGUGUCGUGCGUGUGUCCACCAUGGUGUAUGAUACUCAGUCCGUCAGGUAGGUGCUUGCUAUUUUUUUUUUUUUAAAUACAUUUUGAGUUUGUUGACAUUUGGUCAAGCUACCUCAGCAUGUUUUAUUUUGAAAUCUGCUGACAUGAUUGCUAAUACAUUUCAUUUUUAUUUACAGUUUUUACCAAGACCCAAUCAACAAAAUUGAAGUUGAUCUUUGAUUUUUUUUGCCUUAUGCAGUAAAAAAGCAUGGAAACAAUACUAUCCAUUACAAUAUAUCUUUAUUUAUUUAGGGCUUUCACAAAAUGUGUUGCCCUAACAUAGUGCUGUAUAGAACAUAAAAUAACAAUUGACUCGAACCAGUCACGUACAACAUUGGCAAUAAUACAAACAAUGGACAAUGGACAUAAAGAACGCAGAGGCCGUCAUUUUAGUGUGUAUUUUAACAUUAAACAUGUUGUGCUUUGAAUUCAUUAACAUGGGCGAGUUUGAAGUACUGUAGUUUCAACCAAUGGCCAUUUUGUUAACAGCACCUUUUUUUUCCCCUUAAUUGUACACAUAUGAAGCGAGCAUCUCCAGAAAUUUAAUUUCCACAAUGUCUAAAAAUGCACUUUAGAAAACCGUUGCAACUUCCACAUAUUGGAAAUUCAAACAGAAUGUUGAUCUCAUUGCCGUUCGACCAAAUGUAACGUUUUUUGCCAAUACACCUGUAAUGUUGUCUCUCUAGCUUCCCCACACUUAACUACACUGUUGGGUGAAGGUUUGGGUUGAGGUUAGGGUUAAGUGAUUAAGGGGUGGAUUGAGGAAUUAGGGUUCAAUUUAGCAGUCUGCAUUGAGGUUAAAAUUUAGCAUUAGGAUCUGGAGGUUUAGGUUACGAGUUAAACUUGAGAGGUUUAGAGGUUAGGGUUAAGAUGAGCGGUUGAAUGUUGAAGAUUUGGGGAAUUCAUCAGUGGUGAGGUUCAUAGUUGAAAUUGGGUUCAGUAGUUUUAGGACUAUAGGGCAUUUAGCAAACGUUGAGGGCAGGUGCAUAGAUAGGUUUUAAAGGGACAGUAAAGUGAAGAUUGUUCAUUUCUCACUAACGAGCCCAGUUUAAGGAAAAUGAAAAAAAAUGAGCAUUUUCUAUUUUAUCCAUUCAUUUUGGAGAAAUAAUGAAAUAACAAAUGCCUUUAAAAACGCCCACUUUUAAUGAGGAUUAGGGCCACACACCCCUUCCCUCCAUGUCUUGGUUGAUGAUGUGAUGGGUUUCCAAUCGAGAAAUUGAGAUUGUUUCCUUCUGUAACGUGGUCUGGCUGAUGUGUCAAA
Messenger RNA from Syngnathus acus (greater pipefish), 3029 nucleotides. RefSeq names its product solute carrier family 36 member 1 (gene slc36a1). Gene Ontology annotation, cellular component: vacuolar membrane. Bases 256 to 1677 code for a protein of 473 amino acids. Gene Ontology annotation, molecular function: amino acid:proton symporter activity; L-alanine transmembrane transporter activity; L-proline transmembrane transporter activity. Lineage: Eukaryota; Metazoa; Chordata; Actinopteri; Syngnathiformes; Syngnathidae. Gene Ontology annotation, biological process: glycine transport; L-alanine transport; proline transmembrane transport. The transcript is spliced from 12 exons. The record is from RefSeq and is a predicted model, not a curated record.